Molecule: messenger RNA, 2857 nt
Organism: Petromyzon marinus (sea lamprey)
Lineage: Eukaryota; Metazoa; Chordata; Hyperoartia; Petromyzontiformes; Petromyzontidae
Source: RefSeq, a predicted model, not a curated record
GAGUCUUAAGUGUUAACAGCACUUGUCCCUUCAGUCUGUAUAAGGCUAUUCAGGGGGUUCUUUGUACACACGUGGAAUAUAGUGUACAGCAGAGUAUUGCACUUCGGUUUUCCCCCACGUCCCCCCUACGAAAAGUCUGAGCGUUCGCCACUUUGAAGGAGGAAUCCUCCUUUGAAAGAGUGAAGGCCAAGACCGAGGCAGCUGCUGGCGCAGCGCUCCCGAGUGGCACGGACCAGGCGCAAAGAGAGAGCGGCGAGACCACCGAGAGUGAGCGAAGAGAUCGACUCGUCCAGAUACCGACGCCUCGGCCAGCCUCAAUGUUGAGUUUCCCUUCGCGUUGCGAAGGGUCCAAAGAAGAAGAAGAAGCCGGCAACUGGUGAGGGUUCGGUGAGUUUGGGGAAUCGUGAGGCACGAGGGGUGAGUGACCACUCGCCCCGUGGAGCCACUCAAAUCCAGCGCCAUUCACCAGAGCUUCUCUCUCACGCCGAUCAGUCGGUGUGGUCUCACCGCCCUCACUCGGCUACGCCGCUGGCUGGCGGCGUGCCGAGGAUGGCAAUGGAACCCCCGCAGGAGAUCUUCCAUGUGGCCGGACGACGGAGAGAGAUGACGGCGAACAGCGACGCAGCCAGGACCCAAGAAUCCACACGCGAACCCCGAGCCCCGGGUCCACUCUCCCUUAUAUCCCCCCACGCGUGGCUAGGCCCCGCCUCUGGCCACGCCCUCUCGUGGAACCUUCGAGCAGGUUCCCAGAGUAUCUCGGCUAACCCCACCUGUUACCUUUGCCCCAGAUACCUCUCCUUCUCUGAUUGGUUGUUACUUUAACUGUGCCCGUACCCGUGUUUCCCUUUCCCGUCCAGCAGAUGUCACCAUGCCAUUACACAUGUACCAAUCUGCUGUGAAUGUGACAUUGGAAAGAAAUAUCAAGACACAAACAGCAGGAAGGCACGACCCCCAUAAUGCCUUGUGUACAUGUUCUGUGACAACCACAUUGCUUGUACAUUGUCCUCAGCCUUGUCUAGACCACCAACUCAACAGAGAGCUGAGAGUGUGUCCGUAUUGUUUAGGACAUGGAUGUGACCAUAGGGGUUACGCCCUGGCGUGGUCAAGUCCUGGGAGGUUGCUGGCUCCAGUCUGCUCUGCUCUUCGCCCUGCUCAUGGUCAUAGGUCAUGCUGGAGCCAGGGCUACCUGGGCUGACUCUGCUGACCCUGACGACUUGGUGAACAAACCACACUGGCCUGUGCCCUACAGACGAGUGAACUUCCGACCGACCCCGGACCCCUUCUGCCAAGCGCGCUACACGUUCUGCCCCGACGGAGACCCGGGGGGUUCCAUCCCCGCCAUGGCCCCCGAGGAUGUGCUGGAAGUGUUCCUGCUCAAGGCGCCUGUCUGGGAGUUCAAGUUUGGCGACCUCCUGGGAAAAUUUAACAUUAUGCAUGAUGCCAUCGGGUUCCGGAGCGCGCUCACGGGACACGCCUUCACGCUCGAGUGGUACGAGCUCUUCCAGCUGGGGAACUGCACCUUCCCGCACCUGCGUGCCGGUCUCAACGCACCAUUCUGGUGCAACCAGGGUGCCGCCUGCUUCUACGCCGGCCUGGACGAGCGCCACUGGCGAGAGAACGGCACCAUGCUGAAGGUUGCCGAGGCCACAGGUGAGACGUUUAACAACUUGGCCAAGUGGGUACGGCACGACAACGACACGGGCGUCUACUACGAGACAUGGACGGUGCGGAGCGGUGAGGAGCCCAACGCCACCUCGUGGUUCGAAUCGUACGACUGCUCGCGCUUUGUACAGCGCACCUACAGGAGGCUCGCCGAGUUGGGGGCGAUGUUCAAGCCAGGCCUGCGCACACACUACACGCGCCUCAACCUCUACUGCGGGCAGCCCCAUCUCCUGGGCAAUGCCAGCACCAUCUUCGGGACGGCGUCGAAGGAGGCCAUUAAGCUGGCAAAGGAAAUCCGCAGCUUCUACACCAAUUUCCAGCCAAACCAAUCGCUGCUGGGGCUGCUAAUGAGCGUGUUAAAUGCUUACGGGGAGGUGGUCUUGCAGCACCGCUUCUUUCUUUACUAUAACUCUGAGUACUGGUUCCUGCCCAUGAAGCCACCGUUUGUGAGCGUAACGUACGAAGAGGCACCGCUGCCUUAGCUAGAACCCCCGCCGCCAUGGCUCUUGUGGCGAUGGGCGAGUGUGGUUGUGGUGAAGAUGAAAUCACUCGGGAUGCACCAUUUUUAUAAUUGAUCCGGCUAUGCCUGGAUGAUUUAUGACCCAGAAUGCACCCAAUUUCCAUCACUUCUUAGAAGCUAAGAUGAGUUGUGCCUGGAUGGGCAACCACGGUGCAUGACAUGUUAUAGGCUACGGGGCUGCAUGGUGGGCAGUGCAGCAAAAUCCAUUGUACUAUACCUCUAUGCUUGCAUUCCCUAACCCAUGACCUACACGGUGGGGAGAGGCCCUCAUCCAGCAGUGGAUUAAUAAGAGCUUUAUAUGUACACAUGUUGAAUUAUGUUUUGACAUAGUUGCACUGUGGGUGUGAUGCACCAUUGGGUUUGUGCUUUCCACAAUUUGCAGCAAGCGAUGUGGCCUCUUGAGUGAACGUUUUGUUUCGAUUGCACUGAAUGAUAGCAAAUGCACUAACUGUACGUGUCAAAAUGAAAUUGCAAUAAGAGUAAUGAAGAUUUUUUUGAAGAGCACUGUCGUUGACUUAUAACUUCCUCAUGCUAUACACAAAUGCAUUAGUUUUGUAAAUUUUGUAUAUGGUUGGAAUAACCCUUUUAGGGCCACACCACUUUACGUAUUGUAAAUGAUAACCCCACAAUUGCUUCAAUCAAGUAACUUUUAUUAAACUCUUUGACAUUUUAAAA